Molecule: messenger RNA, 3820 nt
Organism: Clunio marinus
Lineage: Eukaryota; Metazoa; Arthropoda; Insecta; Diptera; Chironomidae
Source: the annotation of a GenBank genome assembly
GAAACGAAAUUUUUCUAAAAGUGAACAUACUCGACAAAAUAUCAGAAAAUCAAUUACUUAACUCAACGUUUUAUACUUCAUCCACUGCUCAAAGAAUAAGUUGAUCAAUCAGAAUAAGUGAUUUAAAGUCAUAAAAGCUAAAAAAAUUAAAAGUUCAUUUGAAAUUGUCGCGUGAUUUUAUGAAAUUCAUUUCUAAAAAUCGAACAAAGAAAAAGUUCAAGAAAACGAAUUUAGAAAAAGUGCAUUUCAGUGAAGUUUAAAGAAAUCAUUUAUAAAUAUGGAAGAAGAUAAAGAUCAGCAACAGCUGACCCAACAAGAGAUUCGAAUGCGUCGUUUACGAAAGCUUGGUGUUAGUUCCGCAAAUGAAAAAUCUGAUGAGUCAGGUAACCAAAAAACAUCAAAGUCUGAUGAGGCCAGUAAUGAUAAUAACAACAGCAUACCAACAGACACAAACACAACAGCUUUAUCUCCACCAAUCUCCAAUAAGGAUGACAACAAAAAUGUUAUUUUAUCAGAGAUCUCUCCGUCACUUCCUCAAGAAAUUCCAUCAAUUCAAAUUGACGAUAAAAUGGAAAACAAUAUGAAUAUUGGUAAUCAGUCGGAAGUAAUUUCAAAAAUGGAGACUGACGAAAGCGAAACAAAGGCUAAAAUUUCAAGUGACGAUCAAAUGGAAGUGGAAGACAACGAAUCGAGUGAAAAACAACCGGAAAACAGCGCAAUGAAAUGUAUUUCAAGAAUUCUUGAUGUAACAUGGAAUGAGCAGUGUGAUGGAUGUUAUUUUGUGAAAGACACAAUAUCAGCAAUUCUUGAUGGCUCAUUAUCAACUGACAAUCAUCCAGAACUUAUAUCCGAAAUCAUAAAUGAAAUGCUUCGACAAUAUUUGACAUCAACUCUCACAAAAGAAGUCGAGGUCAAUUCUAAUUCCGAUCAGAUUCUGUCGAGUCGAAUGAGAAACGACGACAUUGAAAUGGAUUACGAAGAAACGACUUUUGCCGAAUCGUCGAGACCAAAACAAACGAAAACAAGCACUGCCAAGGAAGCUGCUUUGUAUUAUUUGAUUGAAUCAUUUAACCGAUCUUUAAGUGAAACUCAACAAGAGCUGAGUAUUGAAUGUCGUCAGCAACUUGUUAAAUAUGCAAUUUCUCUUCUCGACCAUGCUUGGAUUUUCGAAACUUGUCAGAAACAAAGCGAAACACGAUCACGGUCUCCAUUACUGCAAAUCAUGUACGACGAAAUUGUCGCAUAUCAAGACUUUGUACGACAUUUGAUGACUGAACUUUAUAAUAAUCAUCCGAAGCGUUUCAAUAAAAUCUUUGACGUUGUACUUGCAGAUAUUUAUCUUGAUAUGAGAUGCAAACAAAUCAAGUCGGUGUACACACUUCCGACACAUUCAAUCGAUCGUCUCAACGAACUUAUCACAAUGAGUCUCAUCAACAAUGAAAGUGUGAAGCCAAUUUGCAAUCUCGUUGUUAGUCAUCCAACUUUCAUGCCAACACUUUGCACUGACAUACCAGGACGUGAAAUAUCUCACGUAUCUUAUUUGUCACCUUUCCUUUCGAUCUCAAUUCUCGUCUAUGAUCGAUUUUAUGACGAAGAUAACAGCAUCGAUUCAGUUAUUCAAAUGGAUUUACAAAGCAAAUUGGAAUAUGUCAGAACAUUGCUUCAUCAACUUUUCUACACUUUCAUUCUCAAUAAAGACACGCGCGGAACAGUUCUCAAAUACAUUGCUGAAUUGUUGAAACAUAACUCAAAGAGAACACAAUACAAUGCUGACGAGAGAAGUCUCGCACAAGAUGGCUUCAUGUUGAAUCUGAUGGCUGUUUUACAACAAUUAUCUAUUAAAGUGAAACUCGAUCGUAUUGAUCCACUUUAUCCAUUUCAUCCUCAAUCUCUUGUGAACAUUGACGAUGAUACAAAGCUUCGAUUUGAAACAGCAGAAUUUACGAAACAUGUUGAGAAAUUAAAGACAGAAGUUAAUUGGGAAGAUCCGAAGUUUGUUAGUCAUUGUUGGUUCUUUACACUUCAAGGACAUCACUUGGGAAUUAUUCCAGCAAUCUCACGUUAUCAUAAACGACUUCGUGCAAUCAAAGAACUUCAAAGAAUGGUCGAUGAACUUAAUGCAACACGAUCACGAUGGGAAAGUACGCCACUUGCACGUCGCAAUAAGCAAGCACGUGAUAAAUGGGCAAAUCGCAUUAAAAAGCUAACGAAAGCUAAGAAUACGAUGGAAAUUAUAAUUCUCGAUCCAGGACUAAAUAGAAAUUGUUUACAAUUCUACAGUACGGUUUGUGAAUACAUUUUACAUCAAAUGGAAGGACGUAAGAAGAUUGAAGGCGUUUUUUACAAUAAAAUACCACCAAAUCAGUUGAAAGCUUCAGACGAGUUUUCAGCUCUUCCUGUUUGGUAUAUCGAAGACAUUGCUGAUUAUUUACUCUUUUUAUUAACAAAUCGUAUUGAAGUGAUAAUUGACUACAUGGAUCAAUCGAUUGUAACUUGGUUGUUGUCACUUGUUUGUGCACCACAUUUGAUUAAGAAUCCUUAUCUGACUGCCAAAUUGGUUGAAGUUCUUUUUGUCAUUUCACCAAGCAUUCAACAAACGACUAUGAAAAUUUAUAAAAUGGUCAUGAGCCAUGAACUCGCUCAAUCAUCACUCAUCCCAGCAUUAAUGAAGUUUUAUGUUGAUGUUGAAACAACUGGACAAAGCACAGAAUUCUAUGACAAAUUCACAAUUCGUUAUCACAUCUCGCACAUUUUUAAGAGCAUGUGGAACAGUCCACUGCAUCGUCAAAUGAUGGUGUCAGAAUCAAAGAAUGGAAUUCAAUUUGUAAAGUUUAUCAAUAUGUUGAUGAAUGACACGACCUUCCUUUUGGAUGAAUGUCUUGAGAAUUUAAAGAAGAUUCACGAUGUACAAAGUCUUAUGAUGCAAGAAGAUGAGUGGGGAAAGCUUGACGCUGAAGAUCAACAAAAUAGACAACGUCAAUUGGCGCAAGAUGAAAGACAAUGUCGUUCUUAUUUAACUUUGGCGAAGGAGACGGUUGAGAUGUUCCAUUAUCUUACAACUGAUAUUAAAGAGCCUUUCUUACGUAAGGAGCUUGUUGAUCGCCUUAGUUCAAUGUUGAACUUCAAUCUUCAACAGUUAUGUGGGUCAAAGUGCAGUAAUUUAAAAGUGAGAAAUCCCGCUCGAUAUGGUUGGGAGCCAAGACGUUUAUUAGGACAAUUGGUGGACAUUUACAUCCAUCUGAAUUGUGAUGAAUUUGCAGCUGCAUUGGCGCGUGAUGAAAGAUCGUUUGAAAAGCAUUUCUUUGAGGAAGCUGCGUCAAAGAUUGAGAAAAAUGGAAUAAGAUCUGCGAUUGAGAUUGAAAAGUUUAGAAGUUUGUUGCAAAAAGCGUCAGAAAUUUAUACAAUGAAUCAAAAGAAUGAUGACGAUUAUGCUGAUGCACCAGCAGAGUUUAUGGAUCCAUUGAUGGCGACAUUAAUGACCGAUCCAGUAAAAUUGCCUUCAGGUCAGGUCAUGGAUCGUUCAGUGAUUGCUCGUCAUCUGCUUAACAGUCAGACUGAUCCAUUUAAUCGACAGCCUUUGACUGAAGAACAGUUAAUUCCAGAUCCAGAGCUUAAGGAAAGAAUUGCAGCUUGGAAGAAAGAAAUGAACUCGAAACGCGUUGAUUAAUUAAAUCUAAAAUGAUGAAAAAUGUUUAACGAAGUUUUAAAUUUCUUUUCUGCAUAGAUUGUAAAACAAAACAAAACAAGAAAACAUGUCAAACGCCAAUUUUUUCAACUUUUUCAGAUGAAUAAAAAAUAUUAAAUUUAAUGUCAUACAGAA